This is a messenger RNA of Heterobasidion irregulare TC 32-1, 312 nucleotides long. RefSeq lists its product as uncharacterized. The transcript is spliced from 5 exons. Lineage: Eukaryota; Fungi; Basidiomycota; Agaricomycetes; Russulales; Bondarzewiaceae. The record is from RefSeq and is a predicted model, not a curated record. Bases 1 to 312 code for a protein of 103 amino acids.
AUGUAUCAAGGACUCGCCGCCUACAGAGUCAUCUGCUGGGAUCCCUCUGAAGUCAUCUGCUGCAUUGGGGAGGAUCUGUUCGUACCAGACGAAUAUCAACACAUGAUUAAUUGGCACCUUCUCCACCUCUUCAAAGACAAGUAUCUAAAAGUGUCUAAUUUCCUAAUUGGGAGCAACAUACUGAAAUACUAUUGGGCUGUGGAAAAGACAGUCAUAUUGGCAUGCCAUACAUAUACCCUUGUCCCCACCCUCUACCUCACUAGUGGCUAUUUGGAAAACCCCUCUCUCUUAUUGGAUCUUGAUUAUUCAUAA